AACUGUCGUCUGGUAGAGUCCGUCUAGUUGCCAGUUAUCAGUUCGACGGGACGGUUCUGAAAUCGCGCUCCGGUGGUCUGCUCAAGUAGGCCGAAAAAUUUACAAAUCUCCUCAGUUAGGAGAAAACAUUUUUGGGGGCCAACAAUUUCGGCUAACGAGCACAUUAUCAGCGGUCAUUCCCCAACAAGACUAAGUCCAACUACAAACAUUGCGAGAAAAAUAAGCUAUUUUUAACGGACAUCUUUCUACGGCUUCCUGUCCAUCAUCCGUCUCUCGUGACCGUCAAUCGAUAAUAACUACGCACGAGAUACUAUCUCCGGCAAAAUUUGGUACUAGCAAGUGUUAUACUAGGAACAGUUUUACCAAACUCGCGCAGGGAUGCUGUUGAAAAAAGUGUUAAGCUCGAAUCUAGUUCGACAGUGGGGAACUUCCGGAGGAGUUUUGCAGCGGCAGAUACUUCCGGCAGCAACGUUAGCUCGGCUUUAUUCCUGUAAUGGCAACGGCAAUCGGAAUCCAAAAAUUUUAAUCACAGGUGGACUUGGUCAGCUGGGGACGGAAUGCGCUAAGCUUCUUCGAGGCAACUAUGGACAGGAAAAUGUCAUCCUAUCGGAUAUCAUCAAACCGAGCGCGGAAAUUCUCAACCAAGGACCGUACAUCUUUGCCGAUAUCCUAGAUUUCAAGGGCCUUCAAAAAAUUGUGGUAGAUCAUCAGGUCGAUUGGAUCAUCCACUUUUCGGCACUGCUGAGCGCCAUCGGAGAGCAGAAUGUUCCACUGGCUGUAAGGGUCAACAUUGAAGGGUUGCACAACGUAAUCGAGCUGGCCAAACAGUACAAACUGAGAAUCUUUGUCCCAAGCACUAUCGGUGCCUUUGGACCGGACAGUCCAAGAAAUCCUACGCCAAACGUGACCAUCCAGAGACCGAAAACGAUCUACGGUGUAUCAAAAGUGCACGCCGAACUGAUUGGGGAAUACUAUCAUCACAAGUUCGGAUUGGACUUCCGCUGCCUGCGAUUCCCGGGAGUCAUCUCCAGCGAUCCACCAGGAGGCGGUACAACCGACUACGCCGUGGCCAUCUUUUUCGAUGCGCUCAAAUCCGGAAAGUACGAAUGCUACCUCAAACCGGACACCCGACUGCCAAUGAUGUACAUCGAGGAUUGUUUGCGGGCCCUGCACGAAUUCAUGAUAGCACCGGAAGAGAAGCUGAAGCGUCGAGUCUACAACGUUACGGCCAUGUCCUUUACGCCUGAGGAACUAGUCGAUCAGCUAGCUGCAUAUAUCCCGCAACUACACGUGAGCUACAGUCCCGAUAGUCGCCAGGCCAUCGCCGACUCCUGGCCCCAGGUCUUUGAUGAUUCCGAAGCCCGCCAGGACUGGGGCUGGCAACCGAAGUAUGACCUCAAGAAGCUAGUUGACCUCAUGAUCCACGACGUGCGAGAAAAUUACAUCAACAAGGGUCGCAGCAGUGUGUGAAAUAAAACCUAACUUUCAACCAUUCGGGAAACAGUUCAUAUAA
Uranotaenia lowii is the source of this 1513-nucleotide messenger RNA. RefSeq names its product L-threonine 3-dehydrogenase, mitochondrial (gene Tdh). Bases 379 to 1470 code for a protein of 363 amino acids. NCBI's taxonomy places the organism in Eukaryota, Metazoa, Arthropoda, Insecta, Diptera, Culicidae. Gene Ontology annotation, biological process: L-threonine catabolic process. The record is from RefSeq and is a predicted model, not a curated record. Gene Ontology annotation, molecular function: L-threonine 3-dehydrogenase activity. The transcript is spliced from 4 exons.